Messenger RNA from Bombina bombina (fire-bellied toad), 3110 nucleotides. RefSeq names its product paired box 9 (gene PAX9). NCBI's taxonomy places the organism in Eukaryota, Metazoa, Chordata, Amphibia, Anura, Bombinatoridae. Bases 291 to 1421 code for a protein of 376 amino acids. The record is from RefSeq and is a predicted model, not a curated record. The transcript has 5 exons. Gene Ontology annotation, biological process: regulation of transcription by RNA polymerase II; anatomical structure development. Gene Ontology annotation, molecular function: DNA-binding transcription factor activity, RNA polymerase II-specific; RNA polymerase II cis-regulatory region sequence-specific DNA binding.
GGAGACCAGGGGACAGCCAGCUCAUUACUGCUUGUCACUGUCACUAGCCAAUUGGAGGAGCCAGCCCCUAUGACCAGCCCAGAGGAGGAGUGACUGAGGUGAAUGACAGGCCUGCCCUGCCCUACCCAGCACACGUUGCUAUUAGAGGGAAAUGCAGAAGUUAGUCUGUAGCACCGAGAAAGGAAGGUACUCAUUCACCUUUAUUAUUUGGGUUCCUGUUUUUGCCAGUGGUGAGAACCCCCAGAUUCAUUGCCCUGGUCCUGAAGCAGAAGGGAUCCCCCAGCUCAGACAUGGAUUUGACACUGGUCCCUUCUAUGUUUCCAGAACCUGCGUUUGGAGAAGUCAAUCAACUAGGAGGUGUAUUUGUCAAUGGAAGACCUCUACCCAAUGCCAUCAGACUGAGGAUAGUGGAGCUGGCCCAGCUUGGAAUCAGACCCUGUGACAUCAGUAGACAGCUAAGGGUAUCCCAUGGAUGUGUAAGCAAAAUUCUAGCUCGUUACAAUGAGACUGGAUCCAUUUUACCAGGAGCAAUUGGUGGCAGCAAGCCCAGGGUGACUACUCCAACAGUGGUCAAACACAUCAGGACCUACAAGCAAAGAGACCCUGGCAUAUUUGCUUGGGAGAUCAGAGACAGGCUCCUGGCUGAUGGAGUUUGUGACAAAUACAAUGUGCCUUCAGUCAGUUCUAUUAGUCGGAUACUUCGCAAUAAAAUUGGAAACUUGUCCCAGCAAUCUCACUAUGAUACACAUAAACAGCAUCAUCACCAUCAUCACCACCCAACAGCGUCCUCAGGUCUGCCAUAUAACCAUAUCUAUUCCUACCCAAACCCCAUUGCAGGGGCCAAAGUGCCCACACCUCCAGGUAUGGCCUCUCUCUCUGGCACCAUGGGUAUGCCCAGGACCUGGCCUUCAUCUCAUUCGGUUACAGACAUCUUAGGUAUCAGAUCCAUCACAGAUCAAGUCAGUGACGCUUCGCCCUAUCACAGCCCUAAGAUGGAAGAAUGGAGCAGCCUCAGCAGAAGUAACUUCCAGUCUGCCCAGCACAUGAUCAAUGGACUGGACAAGAGCUCACUGGAUCAAGAGGUCAAGUACAGCCAGGCAGCCAGUGGUAUUCCAGCGGUCAGUGGCUUUGUGGCAGCUUCUGGCAUGACCCCGUAUCCCACUGCUUCACCAGUCUCACCCUAUAUGACCUACAGCACAGCAGCGCCCACGGGCUAUGUUACAGGCCACGGCUGGCAGCACACAGGGGGCACCCCACUAUCUCCCCACAGCUGUGAUAUCACUGCCUCAUUGGCAUUCAAAGGCAUGCAGACAGCACGGGAAGCAGAAGAAUCCAAAGUGAACAUCCAAACACGCAAGUCACCACAACAAUACCAUACAUCCCAACGCCAUGGGACAGUUGCUCAUAUGCAAAGUGCAUAGAGACAAGUGACUCUUUGUCCACAAGGUGUUACCAACUGAUUUCUGGUAAAGAUUCAAUGGGCCAUGACAUCACAACAAACUCCGAAACAGCUGGAAAUUUACAAGAACUGCAUAUGUCAAGCAUGAUCAUCUGCCUCUUUCAUAUAGACCUAUGGUUACUUUGGAAGAUAUAUAUCAGAGGACAGAUUGUAAAGGAAACUUUUGCAAAUAAUUCUCCUUUUAUCAAUGCUGACUGAAAUACAUGUCACUUUUCACCAUAAUCUUUAAAGCCCAUGACUGCCCAGAAUCGUCUUGCUAUUAUAUUACUUUGUAAGUAAGAAACUAUAAAAAAAUGAACUCCUGAACUUAAUGUGAAGAGGAAAUGAAGUGACAUUGUACUUAAACCUCAUGCUGCUGAGUCUUUUUGCAGAUCUUCAGUAGCCGAUAUAAGAAUUUGGGGUUAUAAACCCAUAAAAGAGAGAGAGAUGAUAGACAUUAGGGUCUCUAAAAGUGGCUAAACCAGAUAAGAUCUGGAGGACUUCUUCAUAAACACCACUUGUCACCCUCCUAAUAUUAUAGAGCAGGACUCAGCAGAUCACUAUCUGGAUAAAUAUAAUAGACAACUCAUACAUAUCCAAAAGGAAAUGUGAAAGAAAUGAACUUUAUUAUGUUAUUUUAAUUAUUAUGGUCUAAUUUCAAUAUACAGAGGGAUAAAGGGUGGUUAAUAUUUUCUCUUAUCCGUAAAGCCAGAUAGAUCUUCAGAUAAUUGUUAAUAAAACCACAUUAUUGUGACUGUUUGGUCUUUGGAAAAUAAUCAUUGUCCACAAAAAAAUGUGUUUUGUUUUACAUAGCAAUUCCAUGGAAUAUUAUAAGAAUUCCUCCCCAAAUGGUAUAAUUAUAUGGUGCACUUCUUUUUGCCAGCAUGAUUGAUGCUGGACAUGAAAAUAAUUUGUCAGAAACUUGUAUAUUGAUUACACUACAUCUGUUGUCAACAGAAACGGUUAAUUUAAAGCACUUAAAGACUUGAACUGUAAAACAGUACUACGACAGCUCCAUCUGCCCUGAUGGCUAUUAGAUGUCUAUUUAAAUUAUGGGAAGAUAAUGCCCAACUGAGUGUAUUAAAGGGAUACUAAACCCAAUUUUUUUUCUUUAAUGAUUUAGAUAGAGCAUUCAAUUUUAAGCAACUUUCUAAAUUAAUUAAAUUAUAAAUCUUUCUUUGUUCUCUUGCUAUAUUUAUUUAAAAAGCAGGAAUAUGAAGCUUAGGAGUCGGCCCAUUUUUGGUUCAGAAGGUGGGUUAUGUUUGCUUAUUAGUUAGCCAAAUGUAGCAACCAAUAAGCAAGCGCUAUCCAGGGUGCUGAACCUAAAAUGGGCCGGCUACUAAGCUUUACAUUCCUGCUUUUUAAUAAAGAUAGCAAGAGAACAAAGAAAAAUUGAUAAUAGGAGUAAAUUAGAAACUUGCUUAAAAUUGCAUGCACUAUCUGAGUCAAAAAAGAAAAAAAAAUGUUUUAGUAUCCCUUUAAGUCACCACUGAUAUUUGGUUAAAUGGGCUUUGUAAUUUGCUACUGUCCCAAAAGGGGCAACCGUUAAUACUUAAGGCUACAACUGCAACCAGUGGAAUAUGAAGAAGGUUUUGAUAGUGUCCCUUCUCUAGCUCUGAAUGUGCCUUAUACUGAAAAAUAAAAUAAAAUGGGAAAAAACUCAUCCAUCUAA